AUGUGGCUGCUGCUGUUUUUGGCUUGGUUGUUCAUUUGGGCCUGUGGCACAUACUGGUACCUCUUCGGCAAACCCAGUCCUUUCUCCCUGGAAUCAGUGAGGCCACCAGGGCCACGUGUGACUGACCAGAAGUUGAGGGACAAAGUGCUCAAACAAGGGUUCAGUGCCGACAAAGUGCCAAAGGACCUCGAUGCCAUCGUCAUCGGCAGUGGUAUUGGCGGACUGACAGCUGCAGCGACUUUGGCGAAGUUGGGAAAGCGAGUCCUGGUCCUGGAGCAGCAUGACCAGGCUGGGGGCUGCUGCCACACCUACCUGGAGAAAGGAUUUGAGUUUGAUGUUGGCCUUCACUAUAUUGGUCAGCUCCAUGAGAACAGUCUUUUCCGCAUCGCGUUGGACCAGAUCUCAGAGGGGCAGAUCGAAUUUGUGGAGCUGGAGCAUCACUUUGACACCAUCGUCAUCGGUCAAGGAGACGACCGCCGUGACUAUCACAUCUACACUGGCAAAACCGAGAUGGCAGAGCGCCUAAAAAAGCAGUUCCCCAACGACAUAGAAGCCAUCGACGCCUUCUUCAAAAUCAUGAAGGUCUCAGCCAAGAAGACCCAUUACCUAGCUAGUCUGAAACUGAUCCCUCUCUGGCUGGCUCUGUUCCUGCUUAAGUCCCGGAUUGCCCACCUCUGCUCCUCAAUCUUCAGGCUGACUGGUUCCAGCGCUACAGAAGUGGUCAGCACUUUAACAAGCAACAAGGACCUUCAUAUCAUCUUCUCCUACUUUUUCUAUGGUGUGCCCCCCAGAGACUCCAGCACAGUCAUCAAUGCCUUGCUGUUGCAUCAUUACAAACGUGGGGCCUAUUACCCCCGAGGAGGGGCUAGCGAAAUCCCAUUCCACAUCAUCCCUGUUAUCCAGAAACCAGGGGGCAACGUGCUGGUCAGGGCACCCGUCACUCGAAUCCUAGUGAACAAAGAGGGGGCAGCAUACGGUGUUACAGUGAAGAAAGGCCAGGAGGAGGUGGAGGUGCUGGCCCCAGUGGUCAUCUCCAACACUGGAUUAUUUACAACCUUUCAGAAGCUCCUGCCACCUGAAGUCCAGGCCAAGCCAGAAAUUCAAGAUCGCCUUGAUAUGAUGAAGCAUGGUAGGGGAUCCUUCUUGGUCUUCGUGGGCUUUGAUGCAACCCAGGAAGAGUUGGAAAUCGUGCCAACCAAUUUUUGGCUCUUCAAAAACAAUGACAUGGACAGCAUGAUGGACAACUUUUUUAGCCUGAGCAAAGAAGAGGUUGCUGAGAACAUCCCUAUGAUGUUCAUCACAUUUCCCUCUGCCAAAGAUCCCACGGCUAAAGUCCGUCACCCAGGGAAGUCAUGCAUGACCCUGCUGACUAUGGUGAAAUACGAGUGGUUUGAGGAGUGGAAGGACAGCAGUGUGAGGAAGAGGGGGGAUGAAUACUACAAUUACAAGAUGAGCAUCGCUAACAAGCUCUUUGACUGGGCCUGCAUCCACUUCCCCAAAAUCAGGGACAAGGUGGUGUUCAUGGAUGCAGCCACACCUCUCACAAACACACACUACCUGGGUGCCCAGCGAGGGGCCAUGUAUUCUGCUGAGCACAAUCUGGCGAGGUUUCAGGCAGAGGCGAUAGCCAGGAACAGGUGCUCCACACCAGUCAGGAACCUCUUUAUCUCAGGCCAGGAUGUGUUCAGCUGUGGGAUAGCUGGGGCCUUCCAUGGGGGACUCCUUUGCGCCUCCACAGUCCUUGACCACAUUGUCUACAUUGACCUUCUUCUCCUAAAGAAAAAGCUAAAGAGGCAGAAAGCUAGAGAGCUAGCAAGGUCAACCAAGAAGCUGGAGUAA
Megalops cyprinoides (Indo-Pacific tarpon) is the source of this 1839-nucleotide messenger RNA. RefSeq names its product inactive all-trans-retinol 13,14-reductase-like. Lineage: Eukaryota; Metazoa; Chordata; Actinopteri; Elopiformes; Megalopidae. Gene Ontology annotation, molecular function: oxidoreductase activity. The coding region runs from base 1 to 1839 and encodes 612 amino acids. The transcript has 11 exons. The record is from RefSeq and is a predicted model, not a curated record.